This is a messenger RNA of Pteropus alecto (black flying fox), 969 nucleotides long. Its product is annotated as brain-specific serine protease 4. Lineage: Eukaryota; Metazoa; Chordata; Mammalia; Chiroptera; Pteropodidae. The record is from RefSeq and is a predicted model, not a curated record. Gene Ontology annotation, molecular function: serine-type endopeptidase activity. The transcript is spliced from 6 exons. The coding region runs from base 1 to 969 and encodes 322 amino acids. Gene Ontology annotation, biological process: proteolysis.
AUGCUCCUUUCCAGAACCUCUCCAGCCCGGGGUGGGGGCCGUCUUAGGAUGUUAACCUCCCUGCUGCUUCUGGCUCUUACUGCCACCAUCAAUGCUGCCAAGACUCCUGUCCCCCCAGCCUGUGGGAAGCCCCAGCAGCUGAACCGGAUCGUGGGUGGCGAAGACAGUGCCGACGCUGAGUGGCCCUGGGUCGUGAGCAUCCAGAAGAACGGAACCCACCACUGUGCAGGCUCCCUGCUUACCAACCGCUGGGUGGUCACCGCUGCCCACUGCUUCAAGGACACUCUGAACAAGCCAACUCAGUUCUCCGUGCUGCUGGGCGCCUGGCAGCUGGGGAACCCUGGCCUGCGAUCCCAAGAAGUGGGUAUUGCCUGGGUGCAGCCCCACCCUGUGUACUCCUGGAGGGAGGGCUCCCGUGCGGACAUUGCCCUGGUGCGCCUCGAGCAUCCCAUCCAAUUUUCUGAGCGAAUCCUGCCCAUCUGUCUGCCUGAUUACUCCGUCCACUUCCCUCCGAACACCGACUGCUGGAUUGCAGGCUGGGGGAGUAUCUCUGAUGGAGUGCCCCUGGCCCACCCUCAGACCCUGCAGAAGCUGAAGGUUCCCAUCAUCGACUCAGAAAUCUGUGGCCGCCUGUACUGGCGGGGAGCUGGGCAGGGAGCUAUCACUGAGGACAUGCUGUGCGCCGGCUACCUGGAAGGGGAGCGGGAUGCCUGUUUGGGCGACUCCGGAGGCCCCCUGAUGUGCCAGGUCGAAGACACCUGGCUGCUGGCAGGGAUCAUCAGCUGGGGCGAGGGCUGUGCAGAGCGCAACCGGCCCGGGGUCUACAUCAGCCUGUCCGCCCACCGCCCCUGGGUGCAGAGGAUCGUGCAAGGGGUGCAGCUCCGCGGACACUCGCGGGGAAGCCAACGGCGCGGGUUAAGGAUCCGGAGACAAACAGCUGCAGCUGCCCGAGGCGCCCCAGCCGCCUGA